GCGUUCACGUACGACCUUGUUUUUGUUGAUGUUUAAUUUGAGUGCGGCUGCGCGCUGCUCAAUGCUUCCUCCGUUGCUGACGCGACUUGGCAGAGAAAAGGAAAAGGAGAGUGUGUGUUAUCCUCUGGCUGUAGCCAGCGACGUUUAUCUAAAACUAGAAAGGGAGUACGACCAUAGUGUAGGAUUAGUUGGGAGCCUGGGAGGAGGACUAGCAAACGACAGAGAGACAGUAGGUCAGCAGGUCCUCUCCUCCUCUAUGUGAUCUGUCGUCCUCUGCUCGUCGUCGGGACGCUGCCAGCGAGGGCCGAGCAACAAACACAGCUUAUCAACAUUAUAUGAUCCAGUGUCCAGCGUCGCUUUUACCCUCCAUGUGGGUGAGGGAGCUGUGUGUAUCAGAUUAUGGCGAGAAAAACAGUUAGCAGGAAAAGGAAGGCAGGAGAGCCCAAAGACCAACAACAGCUGGGCUGGUGUCAACCGCCACACAAGCGGAGCCGUGUUUCUUGUUCAUCACGUCAUGCCCAGCAGUGGUGGUGCAGUCGGCGCUCGGUUGUAUGUGCCCUCCGGGGGCGGGAGUUCAGGCCUCAGCAGCAGCACGAGCUGCGGCUCCAGCGGAGCCUCCGGGGCUUUGCAGCCGGCCGGCUCCCUGGCAUCCUCAAGGAGAGGGAGUUCUCCCUGGGACGCCUCAACAAGGUGUUCGCUUCACAGUGGCUCAACCACAGGCAGGUGGUGUGUGGGACCAAGUGUAACACGCUUUUUGUAGCUGAUGUCCUGACGGGGCAGAUAACGCGCAUUCCCAUGCUGAAGGACAGGGAGUGUCGUGGUGGAGGCUCUGGGGAGGUGGGCGCAGUGGUGGCGGGGAGGCAUUACCACCCCACAGGAGGCUCUCGUGCCCGGCUGGACCAGCAGGGCUGCGGGAUCCACGCUAUCGAACUCAACCCCUCCAGAACGCUGCUAGCCACCGGAGGAGACAACCCCAACAGCCUGGCCAUCUACCAGCUGCCCACGCUGGACCCCGUCUGUGUGGGAGAUGAAGGUCACAAUGACUGGAUCUUCUCCAUAGCGUGGAUCAGUGACAACAUGGCGGUUUCUGGGUCCAGAGAUGGCUCCAUGGGUCUGUGGGAGGUGACGGAGGAAGUAAUGAGCCAGGCCGAGCGCAGUCAGAAUGAGGAGGCAGUACCGUCGUACGCCCACAUCUCCCACCGCGCCCUCAAGGACAUCCCAAAGGAGUAUACCAACCCAUACAACUGUAAGGUCCGUGCCCUGGCCUUCAACAACAACCAUAAGGAGCUGGGUGCUGUGUCUUUGGAUGGCUAUUUCCACCUCUGGAAAGCUGAGCACAACUUGUGCAAGAUACUGUCCACCAAGCUGCCUCACUGCAAAGAGAAUGUGUGUCUGGCGUAUGGACAGGACUGGUCGGUGUACGCUGUGGGUUCUCAGGCCCACGUUUCCUUUCUGGAUCCCCGGCAGCCGACAAACAGCAUCAAGUCCGUCAAUUCCAGAGAGAGAGGAAGCGACACCUUUGUCUGUUCAGGAAUCCGUUCAGUGAGUUUCUACGAGCACAUUGUGACAGUGGGUACCGGCCAGGGUUCCCUUCUCUUCUACGACAUCCGGGCCCAGAGAUUCCUGGAGAACUCUUUGAAUCCAGCCGCAGGGUACCGGAAGUGUCCAGGAGAUGGCAUCCUCAAACUAUCUACAGGAAAAGGCUGGCUGAAUCACGAUGAGACGUGGAGGAGUUACUUCUCGGACAUUCAUUCCUUCCCAAACGCGGUUUACACCCACUGCUACGACGACUCCGGCACCAAGCUGUUUGUAGCCGGCGGACCGCUCUGUUCCGGCCUGCACGGCAACUACGCAGGACUGUGGAGCUAGCCUCUUCGUCUCCUCCAUCGCUCUAUCACUACAUCCUCGUCCAGAUUUUUUCCCCUAACCAGUCCCUCCAUCCCUCUCCCUCUUCAACUCCGUUGGCAUCACCGUCUCUGGUAUCCCUCCUUGCUCAUUGAAUUGUCACUCUGUUUUGCUCACACGUGGACUCAGGAGCAUGAUCUUGCCCCCACCGUAUCACGGCUUUGAAUAUUGUUGUUGUGUACGUUUGUGUCCACCAUCACUCUAUCCCUUUCUCCUCCCUAUUAUUCCUUUGCUCCUUUCACCUCAGCUACUCAGUUUUUUUAUAUGAAAAUGUACAAACAAUUAACUAGUAAUUUUCAAGAGCUGCGAAGUCUGCCACUGAGGAACUCGGAAGAGUUUUAAGAAUAAGGUAAUACAUGUUCUCAUCAUUUAAAACAUCCAACCCGCAGGGAUUAGGUUAUGGUCUUUUGCUGGCUUGUUUUUGUAUGUAAGGAUAGUGUUUACCGCUGCUUCCUCUGUGAUAAAAAAGACGGUUGUCUUUGUGAAAUACCUGUGGAAUUUUUCACCCAAAAGUUCCUUUUCAUUCUCUCACUGAAAUGGACGGCAAUAAAAGAGGGAGAGGAAGAAGGGCGCGAAGAGACGAUUCAUUUUGAAAGACUGAACCCGGAGUGCAGUUUGACGUUUGAUGGAGAAUAUUAACGUGUUGGAACAGCCCGUCCUGUCCCACAACAAUCACAAAGAACUUCUCUCUUCUCCUGGCAGAAGUUAAAAAACGAAGAAGCCAAUCAAAAUGGGACUUUGUGUUCAUAUUUUCUCUCACCAAGAUGAUGUAAAGGAGAAACAUUAAGAUUGCUAAAUGCAGUGUUGUUCUGCUACGAAUUAAUCCCAACAAAAGCGUAUUUUAUUUUUUGACUGUGUGUGAUUUGACAGGCAUACCCCUGCUGAUAUUCUAAUUUGCUUUAUUUGUAUUUAUUUUCCCUUUCUCUGUCACCUUUAUUCAGUUGGUCAGGGGUGUUUAUAUCUGCUUCUUUUGAAGGAUAUAUUGUCUCUUUGCUUAUGUUCCUGUUCUCUUUGUCCAGAAUGCUUUCAGCAGAUUUGUCCGUUAGUGGUUUUCAAACUCUGUAACCGUUCUGGUGCUACCAGAGAAUUUAUCAUAAGGUUAUAGGUUUUGGUAGCAAAUCAAAUAUGAUGAUUGAUAGAUAGAGGAGCCUUUAAUGGGUUAAACCCCCUCUGGGAGAAGAUCUAUAGUAGCUCACUUUUAUCUUCUCAACCAUCCAGCAAGAAGGAUGAAAGGAGAACUAAUGAUAAGUUUUGGACUCCCCUCUGGAGUUAGAUGCUGCAGGCACAUGCAUUUGUUGUCACAGUUGUAAAACUUUAUUUUUUCCUCUUUUUUCGUACCAAGGAGUGAGCGAUUCUGCUCUUUUUCCUUGUUUGGUAGAGGCAGGGUAGGCUUGAGUUACGUUUUUGCCUUCCUCGGGUCUUUCUGUGAAAGACUGCCACAGGAGAUCAUAGUUUUCCUUUUCUACAUGGAACUUUUCUCCAGUUUUCAUGAUAAUGACAUAUUGAAAAGAGAAACCCCAAUUACGACCACAAAUUGAACAAAUAACCGACACUUUUAAAGUGUAUUUUAUAUAUAAAUGUGUAUAUGUAUGUGUAAAAUACAUAGGGACAAUUGCAUACAUUUUUAUGUAUAUGUCUGAGGAAGUGUGUGGAUUGAUCUGUCUACUUGGUGAUGCCCUGUUUUUUUUAUACAUGCCUCAUGAAUGUUUUUACAAAUGACUGAAUCUGAGGAUAUUGUAAGAUAUAAACAUCUGGAAAAAAAACAAGCUAUUAAAUCUUUAAAAAAGAGUAAAUAAUAAAAAUAAAAUGUAUAUUGA
Messenger RNA from Sebastes umbrosus (honeycomb rockfish), 3722 nucleotides. It is a transcript of the gene dcaf12, whose product is annotated as DDB1 and CUL4 associated factor 12. The transcript has 9 exons. Gene Ontology annotation, molecular function: protein binding. The coding region runs from base 400 to 1869 and encodes 489 amino acids. Gene Ontology annotation, cellular component: Cul4-RING E3 ubiquitin ligase complex. Lineage: Eukaryota; Metazoa; Chordata; Actinopteri; Perciformes; Sebastidae. The record is from RefSeq and is a predicted model, not a curated record.